AUGACUUGUAAGGUGGGUGAAGUGGGAGAACUGUCUGAAAUAUUUCAGUGGAAAGGUGAGGUCCCAAGAGGUCUACCAGAUUGGGAAGAGAAAGAGAAGCAGCAUUUAGGUGAAGAGCUAUCGGAUGUAUUGCUUUAUCUUGUCAGGCUUUCAGAUAUUUGUGGCAUUGAUCUUGGCAAUGCUGCACUAAGAAAACUGGAGCUAAAUGCCAUUAAAUACCCUGUUAGCCUUUCCAAAGGUUCAUCCAAAAAGCAUACUGUUUUGAACAAAACUACAACAACCACCUCCACCAAUGACAGUGAAAAUGAUGUGGCUGAUGAUGGUACAUAA
Lycium barbarum (goji berry) is the source of this 330-nucleotide messenger RNA. RefSeq lists its product as uncharacterized. The coding region runs from base 1 to 330 and encodes 109 amino acids. Gene Ontology annotation, molecular function: nucleoside triphosphate diphosphatase activity. The transcript has 2 exons. Lineage: Eukaryota; Viridiplantae; Streptophyta; Magnoliopsida; Solanales; Solanaceae. The record is from RefSeq and is a predicted model, not a curated record. Gene Ontology annotation, biological process: nucleoside triphosphate catabolic process.